Molecule: messenger RNA, 1351 nt
Organism: Oryzias melastigma (Indian medaka)
Lineage: Eukaryota; Metazoa; Chordata; Actinopteri; Beloniformes; Adrianichthyidae
Product: carbonic anhydrase 4
Exons: 7
Coding region: 52-1125 (357 amino acids)
Cellular component (GO): plasma membrane
Molecular function (GO): carbonate dehydratase activity; zinc ion binding
Source: RefSeq, a predicted model, not a curated record
CUCAUCAACAUCUCCCUCCCACUUUCAAGAUUUGCUCCGAGUCUCCAAGUGAUGGCAGCAGGCUGGAAGUCAAGGAGAAACUCGUCUCAUCCUUGUGCUGCUCCAGUCAUGGGCUUUUCCCUCUGCCUAAUUACUCUGCAUCUUCUUCUCUCUCAGUGCACAGCUCAGUGGUGUUACCAGCGACAGUUCUGCGAUGACUCGUGCAAAGACCCAAGCCGCUGGGAAACCGAGUUUCCUCGCUGUGGAGGAUUGCACCAGUCUCCCAUUAACAUUGUCACCAGAAAUGUGCACGUGAACGACAACCUGCCUCCCCUGGUCUUCAUUGGUUACACUGAUAUCAUCAACAUUACUGUGGAAAACAAGGGACACUCAGGUAAUGAUGCAGACACUGCUCCCAGCAUAAAAAGAUCAUUUCUGUGGAAGCAAAAAAAAAAAACUUAUUAUGACCGUCCUUCCUCCCCUGCAGCUCAUUUUGCCCUACCUCCAUCAGUGCGAUUGACUGGUGGAGCUCUGCCCGGUUACUACAGAGCGGCGCAGUUCCACUUCCACUGGGGAGGGAACGGGAGGCCGGGGUCGGAGCACACUAUUGAUGGAGAGAGAUUCCCCAUGGAGCUGCAUAUAGUCCACAUCAAGGAGCCAUACAACUCUCUAGCAGAAGCACAACAUGACAUGGCAGGCAUAGCUCUGCUGGCUUUCCUGUUUGAGGAAACAACUGAUGAUCACCCUCAUUUGGACACAGUCAUAGCUGCUCUGGGCCUUGUACAAAACAACGGGAGCACCACCGUCAUCCCAAACUUUCAUCUGAGUGACAUCAUCCCACCAGCGAGUGACCUUCACCAUUACUACCGUUAUGUGGGCUCCAUGACUACGCCGGGAUGUGAGCAUGCAGUAGCCUGGACUGUGUUUCAUCGAACUCUGCCCAUCAGCAGUCGACAACUGGACGCCAUUGUCAAACAGUGUCGAUUCUGGACAGGACUCCCAAUGACAGACAUCUACAGACCCACACAGCCUCUGGAUGGCAGAAUAGUGUACCGCACUAACUCAGGAACAGUUCAGAGGAGAGUCCUCCACAUGUGCAUCCGUAUUUUUUUAGCUGUGCUUUUCACAUUAGCGCUGACACACUAAAUGGUCAGAAGGAAAAGAACUCUGGAGGAAGGCUGCUCCAGACCUGUGGUGCCCCGGAGUCAAUGAGGAAAAGUUCAAAUGCUGCACAUUUUUGUCAAGCAUUAAAAGUAGAUAAAUAAUGUAACAAUUGAAAACAAACUAAUCAUGUUGAUAAUACUAUGUAUGUAGGUUAGCUAUGUAGUCACUUUCUGUUAGACUGAGAAGUAUCAAUUCAAAAUAGCAAAAC